This is a messenger RNA of Saccharomycopsis crataegensis, 879 nucleotides long. RefSeq lists its product as uncharacterized. The record is from RefSeq and is a predicted model, not a curated record. The coding region runs from base 1 to 879 and encodes 292 amino acids. The transcript has a single exon. Lineage: Eukaryota; Fungi; Ascomycota; Saccharomycetes; Ascoideales; Saccharomycopsidaceae.
AUGUCGGAACUCGAAGAAUAUUUGAAUGAUUCCUUGAGCCGCUUGUACACCCUUGAACCGUCAUCGAUCCACGACGGACUUCAACGGCUUGAUGCAUUGCUUGGUCAACUAUGUGUUCAAACAAAUAACCACAAAAAGCUGAAGAUGCUUAGCCAAUAUAAGGAUGGCAGGAAUCUCAAGAGCCAGUAUAAUCACCUUAAAAGGUGGAAAGUUCCGGAUGAGGACGACGCGAUAUUUGGGGAGUUCAUUAAACUCCAAAACAGCUUUGAAUACAAUAUUGCCACGGGAAUGAUCUUUUGCUUGAACCAAUUCAACAUCAAGACCAACAAUAAAGGAAACAUUUACCCUCAAGAGUUCAUUUUAUUGGCCCACAAGGUUCUCCAAGGGGUGCUUCUACUCCAUCCAGAAUCCAGAAAUUUGUUCUUCAGAGAAGCCAACAUGAAAUUACUAUUAAGUUUCUUGGUCAACUAUAAGCAUUACAUGCCUCUGGUUCAAUGCAGCGCAGUGCAAACUUUUGUUUGUUGUCUCGUUAGAUCGGUGAAAAAUCUUCGAAAAUUCGAGACCUUGGGGGGUGUAGAGAUCACUUGUAAUCUUUUCAAUAAAAAAUCAACCUCAAAAGAAGUCAAGUUGAAGAUUCUUGAAUUUUUGUUCUUUUACUUGAUUCCGGAAACUAACAUAAACUUGGAAAAAUCUUUUGAAAUGGACCUCGAUGAAAGUGUUAUUCUUAAUCAAUCCAAGCAUUUGUACAAGGAUGGGUAUAUUAGAAGAACCAUGAAAGAAAAGGCUGCUAACUUGAAGCAGUACAUCGCUAAUGUUGAUGACUUGGUACAAGAAUUGGUCACAAGCAAGCCUUUUGGUGAAAUGAACAUUGAGUGGUAA